AUGAACUACCGCGGCAUAGAAAUCUUCCUCUACAAACCCGCCCUCCACUCAAACCCCAUUUCCAUCGGCUUCAACACCGGAAACUCCCAACGUAUGGACAUGCUCCACUCAUGCCUCGUCUCCGCCAAAUCCCUUCUCGACCCCAACCUUGAGCAACCCCUGUCCGUCUACAACCCCCCCCCCCCCGACCUAACCUAUGUCCUCAAAACAAUCUCGACAUACGACUACUUCGACCGCAUUAUCGCUAAUCUCGACAAAGUGGGAGCGCUGAUCGAUCAGAGCUUGCUAGAACUGUGUCGAAACCCUUUUCCAACCGGCUGUGCUAAUGCGAUGCGUAGGAUCAAGAGCGUGUAUGAGGCAAAAGUUGCGGCGGAGCAGGCUAGGAACUCGGUGGUUUUUGAAGGCGUAGGGAUUAAUGGAGAUCAGAUGGAUUGGUUGGACGAUGCUUAUUGGCAGGAGUUGUUGAAUGAUGGGACGUUUUUGCAGUAUACGGCUGUGUAG
This is a messenger RNA of Venustampulla echinocandica, 501 nucleotides long. RefSeq lists its product as uncharacterized. NCBI's taxonomy places the organism in Eukaryota, Fungi, Ascomycota, Leotiomycetes, Helotiales, Pleuroascaceae. The record is from RefSeq and is a predicted model, not a curated record. The transcript is spliced from 2 exons. The coding region runs from base 1 to 501 and encodes 166 amino acids.